CACGUGGGACCCGCCGGGGUGGUCCCGGAAGGAGCGGCCGCCGGAGCCCGAGUCCGAGAGGUAGAGCCAGUUUCUGUGUGGAGGGAAGACCCUGAUUGCUGGCCUGGAAGUCAUUGUCACUGUCUAGAGUCACCUUCUUCACGUCAUCAGGACUGCUUGAUUUCAGAGGGUGCUCCAGCCUCAUCCAUCCUCAUCUUGGCCUUACUCAGCACCCCUUCUGCACUCCCCCGAAUGAGAAAAAAAGGGGACAUUUAAUUCAAGGAAACAGAAACAGACCUGGACGGAGGGAUGGAGGCCAGGGCCACAGACCUCGCUGAUGGUGGUGGAGGUCUUUGUGUGCAAGUACGGCCGAUGGCCCCAGGGGAUGAGGCUGCCCUUCGGGAGCUCUUGGCAGUGGUGGCAGCAGAGCUGGGUUCAGCCCUUGGAGCCCGGAUGGUGCGGCGGCCGUGGUUCCUGCUGCUGCUAGGAUGUGGCUUUGCACUCCUGGCAGCCUCCUCCCACUCCCUGUUGCUGCCCUUGCUGGUCCUGGCGCUGCUCCUGGCUGUUGGCCGCCCCGCAUUAGCCCAUGUUUGGGGUCUCUACGCCCACCAAGACAUGAGCCUUGGUCUAGGGGCUCCAGGAGCCACAGACUUUCGAUUCUGGGUGGCUGAGGACACAGAUGGCAGUGUGGUGGGUAUGGUGGGUGUGUCAGGGAUUGGGAAAAGUGGAGAUGGGGAGUUGGAGCUGAGGUCUCUGGCCGUGAGCCAAGAGCAUCGGGGUCAUGGGGUGGGCAGGGCCCUGUGCCAGGCUGUGCUGGCCUUUGCCCGUGGCUGCUCUGGCUGCCGGGUCGUGGUGCUGGACACACAUACGCUCCAUAGUCCUGCCCAGAGGCUCUUCUCCAGCCUUGGCUUCCAUCCAGACCCUGCAUGCCUGCAGCCUACACUUAGUGGAUUCCUGGCCGACCUCCCUGUCACUCGCUACCACUAUGCCCUGACUGGCAACAGCACAGAAGAGCACAGCCCAGUGGAUGAGGAGUGAACUUCUACUUGUCAGCUGGGGGACUGAGCCUCCAACAGCCCAGAGACUGAGCGAGCCUCCCUCCCCCCAUCUGCCAGCCCAGAGAUGCCUCUGUGCCAGGGCUGCUGGGGAUGGGGGUCCUUGUGGCAGCUCAGCAGCCUGGAGAUGUGGUUGGUGAGCCUGUGAUGGAUGGGCACUGGAGCUGUGAGGUGGGAGGAUGAUUAUGGGAGCUAGAGGUGGUGAUGGGUGAUGGGCUUAGGUGGAUUUCUAGGGAGCUGGAGGGGGCAUUCUGCUCCAUCUGGUGUCUGAAAGAGGACAGGGCAACUGGGCUGGUCACCAGGCCGUACAAGGUUGGCUGAAAGAGCCUAAGAGUCAGAACUUCCCCAGGUGGUACGGGCUGCCUUGGGAGAUAGUGAAUUCGCCAUUGCUGAGGGGCUCCAGGUGGAGGCUGAAUGAUCACUUGUCA
Trichosurus vulpecula (common brushtail) is the source of this 1462-nucleotide messenger RNA. RefSeq names its product putative N-acetyltransferase 8B. The transcript has 3 exons. Bases 289 to 1017 code for a protein of 242 amino acids. Lineage: Eukaryota; Metazoa; Chordata; Mammalia; Diprotodontia; Phalangeridae. The record is from RefSeq and is a predicted model, not a curated record. Gene Ontology annotation, molecular function: N-acetyltransferase activity.